Argentina anserina (silverweed cinquefoil) is the source of this 494-nucleotide messenger RNA. RefSeq names its product major allergen Pru ar 1-like. Gene Ontology annotation, biological process: defense response; abscisic acid-activated signaling pathway. Gene Ontology annotation, cellular component: cytoplasm; nucleus. The transcript has 2 exons. Lineage: Eukaryota; Viridiplantae; Streptophyta; Magnoliopsida; Rosales; Rosaceae. The record is from RefSeq and is a predicted model, not a curated record. Gene Ontology annotation, molecular function: signaling receptor activity; protein phosphatase inhibitor activity; abscisic acid binding. Bases 9 to 494 code for a protein of 161 amino acids.
UCCUCACUAUGGGAGUGAGCACUUAUACAGAUGAGUACACGUCUCCAAUUCCGCCUUGCAGGUUGUUCAAGGCCUUAGUCCUUGAUGCUGACAUCCUUGUCCCAAAGUUCAUGCCCGAGGCUCUUAAGAGCAUCGACACCAUCCAAGGUGACGGAAGAGCAGGAAGCAUCAAGCAGAUCAACUUCACCGAAGGUAGCCAUAUCAUUUCUGUGCGAAAUAGGGUUGAUGAGGUGGAUGAUGAGAACUAUGUGUAUAAUUACACUUUGAUUGAAGGAGAUGUUUCAGUAAUGGAGAAACUUGAGUUUAUUUCUUAUGAGGUGAAGUUUGAAGCUACCCCAGAAGGGGGCAGUAAGAACAGGAUGGUGAGCAAGUACCACACCAAAGGUGGCAUUGUGCUCAAUGAGGAAGACAUAAAGGCUGGCAGAGAAAAGGCCUUAGGGAUGUACAAAGUAGUGGAAGCCUACCUCCUCCAAAACCCAGAUGUCUAUGCUUGA